Molecule: messenger RNA, 1199 nt
Organism: Daucus carota subsp. sativus
Lineage: Eukaryota; Viridiplantae; Streptophyta; Magnoliopsida; Apiales; Apiaceae
Product: GATA transcription factor 6
Exons: 3
Coding region: 160-960 (266 amino acids)
Biological process (GO): regulation of DNA-templated transcription; cell differentiation
Cellular component (GO): nucleus
Molecular function (GO): zinc ion binding; sequence-specific DNA binding
Source: RefSeq, a predicted model, not a curated record
ACCAUUUUACCCAUUCUCCGAGAAAACAAACCAACAAAUAAAGAAAUAAAUUAAAUUAAAUUUAUUUAAACCCACACUACUCAUUCAUUUCUCAUUUUAUCUACUCUCCUCUGCUCUACUAUUCUAUCCGCUCCUCUUUCGUUAUCUUCUAAAACAGGAAUGGAGUCGGUCAACGCGGCUUUGAAGAACAGUUUGACUUCGCCGGAGAUAGGGUUUUGGGAUGACGUGUGUUUGUCGCCGGUUGUUAAGAACGGUGUCGUUUCGGAAGAUGAUUACGUCUUCGUCGACGACCUUCUGGACUUCUCCAAAGCGGAGCAGAUUGAAAAUGAGCAUGUGAAUGACGAUAAAGUUCAGAACGACGGCGUUUUGGUUUCGGAUGUUAAGCGCGAAAUUUUCGAGGCUCCUCCGGUGCCGGUGCAGGAGAACGAGCUCUCUGUUCCGGUGGAUGAAUUGGCGGAGUUGGAAUGGCUUUCAAAUUUCGUUGACGAUUCUACCCCUGGAUACUCUCUGACUCUCCCGCCGCCUCAAAAGCCGCCGGUCAAACUCGCCGGUCCACGAAAAACCGGCGUCCGAGUAAGGCCACUCAGUUACUCGACCACGUCAUCAUCAUCUUCCUCUCGUACUUUCGUUAUGUGCGGUGAUGUCACGCACUCAGCGGAGUCGUUGAUGAAGCCGCCGCUGAAGAAGCCGAAGACGCAGCACGGAGAGCGGCGGUGCAGUCAUUGUCUAGUGCAGAAGACGCCGCAGUGGAGAACCGGACCGCUCGGUGCGAAGACGCUGUGUAAUGCGUGUGGAGUGCGGUUCAAGUCGGGCCGGCUUUUGCCGGAGUAUAGACCGGCUGUUAGCCCGACGUUUUCGAGCGAAAAACACUCGAAUAGUCACCGGAAAGUGAUGGAGAUGAGGCGGAAGAAAGAGGGGGACGGUGUCGGUGGGUUUGGAAAGGCGGUUGAAACAUUUUGAAUUAGUUGGAUUAGGGUUUUAAUUUUUAAUUAGUCAUGUUAGUUUAGGGAUUAGAAUGUUGAGGGGAUUUGGUUAGGGUGAAGUUGACUGAUUAAGUUGAAUUAGUUUGAAAUGCGGUGCUUAAUUAGGAAUAUCUUUAGUUUGAUUUAAGUUCGUUUGUAAGCAUGGAUUUGAUUAGUGAUAGAGUUCAGUGAUUAAGGUUCUUAACUAGAGAUAAUCUGUACUCCUACUUUGCCCCU